GAUUCUCUCUAGAGAACAAGCACCCACUUCUCCUGAUGACCAAAUUGAUAUGUGGGAGUUCAUGGAAAAGUCUCAGACAGCGUCAGCGUGUGACAUAAUGAGUCAGCUUGUAGGCGGCCUCUCCUCCACGUCAAAGACCCCACCAGUUUGUCUGAAGUGAAAACAGACUGCUGGCCGGUCCUCAAGUUUCACUACACGUUUGGAUGUUACACUCAUACUCACAAGCCCAGAGAUGAGCUCCGUCUUUGAACUGAAAGCAUUGAUUUUCAUGAAGCGGAUUUGAGAGAGGCUCUUUCUCCAUAUGAGGAAGAAAAUCUUGCAAGCUACUUGGUUCCUCUUGAGUUUGUUAUUGAGUUUGAAACUCUCCUGUGGAAAAUUUGGAGCACCAAUUACUGAUGAUGUGAACAAGCUGUCAGUUUUGAAGCAGAAUAUUCCCUCUGAUUAUGAGAUUCCGGUUAGUUACAUUCCCAAAGAAGUGGCCGGCACGUGCUGGGUGGUGUUAAAUAUCUACCCUUUGGAGCAAAGUCUUCGAAAGUUAAGCACCAUGUUUGGUGCCAUCUCCUCCAACAAGGACACCAUAACAGUCUUUAUUGCAAUGCUCAAGAGUUUACGUUUCACCUUUGAUCAUGAGGAGCUGGAAACUGUGAUGCAGGUCUUCCAGUGUCACUAUCAGGAACAGAGUUUACAGUCAAGUCUUUACUUUGACCACAUCAGAGAUGUUUUACGUGCUGCAGCUCAAGGAUCAUCAGGCUUCUCAUGUAAACCACCACCAUGCCGUAAUCAUCAACAGGGUCAGGAAAAGAGUCGUGGACACAGCUGGCUCAUGAGAAGUCCCCUGCUUUUGGUGCUCAUCCCUUUCACAACCUGUGUAGUUCUCAUAGUGUGGCAGGUCAAGUGCAGGAGGAGAUUACCAGCUGCCAACACUGCAAAUGGCCAAAUGGUAACUCCAGACAUGAUCCCAACUCUGUCUGUCUCUAUUCCACUUGAAACACUCACCCACGCCGCUGACACUCAGCCAAACGGGGGAGGAGAUCGCUGAACACGAAAGAGGAUGGAACACGAUUAAAGCAGGGGAAAAACAGACAGCAGGAUAACAACUCACAUUCCAGGUUGUUCUGUCGUUGGAAGAGCUCAGACGGAUGGCUGAGGCUGGAUGGGCACUACCCUGCUUUCACUCAUCCAUGCACCAGAGAUAAUGGAUGUGAGAAAACUGAGCUGCUGCGAAGACCGGUGGUCAAAAGCAAAUUCCCCUGACUCUUCAGAGGAAGCAAGAGCUUAAUAGAUGGCCAUCUGCCAAAAUAUUCUGUGAAGCAAACAUAUUAUUUUAUCUUUGCAAGUGAAUAGAGGAAUUUGGCAUAUUUUGUUUUGUAGUUUGGUCAUAUAUUAUGAAACAUUACCGGAGCCUGAAUGUUUGCAGAGCCUUUUAUUUAUUUGACUGGAAGUGCUGAUAAUGCAAGGAGUCAACACACUGAAUUACAUCCUGCCUAGUUCUGACUUUGACUGAAAUGCAUAAUUAGCUUGUGGGGGGAAAAAAAACAUUAACCUUGCUGUCUGCCCCUAUACCAUUGAAAGGACUGGUGCAGCUUAUCUGAGGCUUCUUUUUUGGACGUCAUUUUGAUCUGUGAUCUGUCAUAAAGCAGACCUAUCAGUCCCAAACAACAAGUGUCCCACUUUGUGAAUCAAAGAUUUGACCAGAUGGCAGAUUGCCAUCGCCAGAGGCUUUUUGAAUCCAGCCAUUGUAGUUCAAAGUUGUUGCCCAGUGAUCUAUUGAUGCUCCCCAGCCCCAGUGAGUGUGUUAGAGUUUGUAAUGCCUCAUUCCCAGAGUCAAUCACGUUCAGUCAUGAGAACAUGACUCCCUGAUUGUGUGCGCCCUUGUACUGUAUGUGUCAGAGCCAUGGAGCAACAGAUAGGGUUGUCACAACGAGGGAAAGUAAGGGAGACUGGGACAGAGACAUGGAUGGACGGAUGAACUCAGUAAGAAGCAUAAGGGGCGUUUGUUCUCGUCACAAUGGAGGAGGCCGUAGGCAGGAGGAAAUGCCAGUUACAAACACGACCGAUCUCAACAGAUGUCAAUGAAUCAGCGGGCUAAGAAUUUCUCCAGACCGCAGGCUAUGAGCCUUCUCUACAGUGUGGUCAGGAUUUCACUAAUAAUUUUUCAUAUUCUGAUUAUUUAUUUCCAAAAUACUUGUAUUAAAAGGUUUACCAUGUCAGAAAAUGUGCUGAAACUCUAUUACAAAAUGCUGUCCUGUGAAUGUAGAGUUUGAAUGACAGAUUUCAGAUUUCUAUUAUUGAAGCAUCUAAGUUAUUUUGUCCCAGAAGGAAACGUUUACAGUUAAUAUACUGACAUGUAUUGUUAAUGACUAGCAUAUUUACAACAUGAAUGUACAGAGCCUAAAAAAAUACACAAUGAUAACAUAAUAAGUUUCAAUUGAUUUCUGCACUUAAAUCUUUUAAGAAUACUGGUCUCCUUCUUGUAAACAAUGUUUGAUAAAAUGAAUUUCUUUGGCUGAAAAUUUUGUUUUGUUAUUAUUUGUUUUGUCAGAGUUUCGUUUACUCUUUGUCAGCAUUGUAAACUUUGUUUUAAGAAACAUAAGAGAUAAAUUCCUGCCAUCAUGUCAAUAAACACCUAAAUCAUUUAAAA
Messenger RNA from Oryzias latipes (Japanese medaka), 2641 nucleotides. RefSeq lists its product as uncharacterized. Gene Ontology annotation, molecular function: cytokine activity; stem cell factor receptor binding. The record is from RefSeq and is a predicted model, not a curated record. Gene Ontology annotation, cellular component: plasma membrane. Lineage: Eukaryota; Metazoa; Chordata; Actinopteri; Beloniformes; Adrianichthyidae. Gene Ontology annotation, biological process: cell adhesion; positive regulation of cell population proliferation.